Molecule: messenger RNA, 701 nt
Organism: Panicum virgatum (switchgrass)
Lineage: Eukaryota; Viridiplantae; Streptophyta; Magnoliopsida; Poales; Poaceae
Product: protein GLUTAMINE DUMPER 5-like
Exons: 1
Coding region: 91-441 (116 amino acids)
Biological process (GO): regulation of amino acid export
Source: RefSeq, a predicted model, not a curated record
CCUCCCAGUCGCAGCCAGCCAGCCAGCAAGCAACCGUUCUCUCUCUGCAGUCGGUCGCAGAAGCCAAGCUAGAGAGAGGGAGGGAGAGUGAUGAGGCCGGAGAGGGGUGCAGGCGGUGUCGCGGCGGAGCUGAUGGCGGGCGGCGGCGCGCGGCCGAGCCCGUGGCGGACGCCGACGCCGUACCUCUUCCUGGGCUUCGCGCUCAUGAUGGGCCUCAUCGUGGUGGCGCUGCUCGUGCUCAUCUGCGCGCGCCACCAGGCGGCGCGGCGCGAGGCCGGCGGCGAGGAGAAGCCGGCGUCCGUGCGCGGGGUGCUCGUGCCGCUCGACCGGGAGGCGCCCGGGGUCGUCGUCAUCAUGGCCGGCGACGCCCUGCCGUCCUUCCUCGCCAGCGCCAAGCCGCUCGCCCCCUUCGCCGCCCCCCGCGCCGCCGACGCCAUGUAGCUGCGAGAACCACCCGCGCGGCCAACAGAGCGGCGACGCGGGGCCAAUUUUGUCGAGAAAUGUUCUUUUCUUCUUUUUCUCUUUGUUCUUUGGCUCGGAGUUCUUCCGUGGCGUGAGACGAGAGAGCGCCCAGUCGCCGCCGGCGGCGGCGGCGGCGGCUUUGAGUGGGAUCUGUGAAACGAAGUUUGGUUUGGUUUGGUUUGUUCCAGCAACGCAAAAGCUUCCAGCUUCAAUGAAACGCGUGCGGCCUUUUUGUGUUG